This is a messenger RNA of Malassezia restricta, 609 nucleotides long. RefSeq lists its product as uncharacterized. Lineage: Eukaryota; Fungi; Basidiomycota; Malasseziomycetes; Malasseziales; Malasseziaceae. The record is from RefSeq and is a predicted model, not a curated record. The coding region runs from base 1 to 609 and encodes 202 amino acids. The transcript has a single exon.
AUGAAGAUUGCAGCAGCCACGAUUCUUUCUGCGCUGGCGUUUAGCAGCCUGGUGAGUGCGGUACCUGCGAAGAGGGACGGCCUGAAGUGCCAAGCCAAGUACGCGCCAGGACCGCUGGCAGCGCGGGCGCACUUUGGCUCCGACACCGAGAGGCAAUACUUUGCAUUUAGAGGAGUAGAAGGACGCGAGGGCGAGGUGCUGGCAACGUCGGACAAGCCAGGACAGGAGGUGCAGUUCUAUGAAUGUGAGAAGCCAGCGGAGAACUACUACCCGGGCAAGGAUGACGACGACAAAUCGUUUGGACAACUGAGGCUGAAGGAAGACCCGAGCCUGUGUGUGACGGUUGGGGCAGACGAGGCACUGCGGCUGGAGAAGUGCGAGGAGGGAGCGACCAAGAAAAUGGAGGGACAAUGGAUGGCAGCGACGAACGUAGGCGAAGGAUGUGCGUCGAUUGUAUGGCAUGCACCACUGCAGGGCCAAAAGCUGCAAGGACAAGUUCUGUUUGAUCAUGAUGUGAUUCAGCUGGAUGAAGUGAGGCGGAGCAACAUCAAAGGUGCUGUGGCAUUUAAGAUGGACAACGGAGCGUUUGGAGGAAAAUGUGUAGGAUAG